Molecule: messenger RNA, 2326 nt
Organism: Columba livia (rock pigeon)
Lineage: Eukaryota; Metazoa; Chordata; Aves; Columbiformes; Columbidae
Gene: RIMOC1
Product: RAB7A interacting MON1-CCZ1 complex subunit 1
Exons: 7
Coding region: 268-1176 (302 amino acids)
Biological process (GO): mitophagy
Source: RefSeq, a predicted model, not a curated record
AUCAAGCUCCGCCACCUCUGCCAAGCCGAGCCGGCAACCGAGGGCACGGAGCCGCGGCGCCGCACAACGCCUCGCCCCGCUCCGCUCCGCCACAGCCCUGCCCGCCGCCAGCCGCAGGCCCGCCCCGGCGGGACGCGCGGCCCCUCAGCGGCCCCGGAGCGGCUGCGCCUGCGCACCCCGCCCUGGCCCAGCGCGUGGGCUACGCGGCCCUGACGGCCGCCCGGAGCCGCCGCCUGGUCGCGGGGCGCGGUGACGGGCGGCGCGGGGAUGGCGGCGGCGGGCGGUGCCGAGGCCGGGGGUGCCGAGGCGCGGCAGGCGGUGUCAGCGCUGCGGCCGCGGCUGGUGGCCCUGGGCCGGCGACUGGCGGUGCCCCGGGGAGCGGGAGGCGACGAUACCUUCUUAGCGAAGGGCUCUGCUACUCUGGACAAACUGAAGGACCUUUGUAACGAAGGGAAAGAACAUCCUUCCACGCUUUGGCAGUUUUAUGCGCAGGCUGUCCUAGACAUUACAUAUUUUGAGGAAAACCAGCUUGUGAAUGAAGAUUUUCCAGAAGAAUCUUCCUUGCAAAAAGUUAAAGAACUUAUUUGUAUUCUUUCAGAACCAGAAGAUCUAGUGAGGGAAUGCAACAUAAACGAAAAACCCAUCAACAUCCUCGGUGCAGAGUUACUAGAAUGUCUUUACUGGAGAAAAGGAGCCUUGCUUUACAUGUAUUGCCAUACAGCAAGAGAAAGGAGUAGAUGGCUACGAGAAAACAUUGCCGUAUUUAAACAGUGUCUUAAUGAUGGAGUUCAUUACUUGAUGAAGAUGCUAAGCUUUAGAUGCCCUCUUCAGCUAAAUGAAGAUGUCUCACUUCAAGAUAAAGACACAGCUAGAUUACUCAGUGAAGGUAUAUUUAGUGACACUCACUUACUGGCGAUGAUGUACAGUGGAGAAAUGUGCUACUGGGGACUGCGACACUGUGGGAAUGGGAAACAGGAAAGCCUUGAGACGACAGAUCCUGUCUCUAACAGUGACCUGGCCUGCAGAUCACAGAGCGUGCCGCUGGAUUUCCGAGAAACAGGCAAAAACAUGUUAACAAAAUAUGUGGCUGUAUGUGAGGGACCUUUAAAAGACCAAGGGUGGAACACAGCAACUGCAAAACACAUGUUGUGUUACUUCAUGAAAUCUCAGAACUGAAAUGUGCUGCUUUGGCUGUGCUGGAAGAAGCCUUGUGUCUGAAGAGCACGCUAAGGGACGUGAUCUCUGCUUCUGUGUUUGACCGUUCGUUCUAUCAAAAUCUAUACAUUUGUUGCAUUAAAAAACUGCAGUACAGGUCCAAAGUUUGAACAAGUAUUUCUAGGAGAAAAAACAUUGCGUAAUAAACCGGGACAGAAGGAUGACUGCCUGCCUUCCACGGUGGCAGAGCUGCCUGUGCCUCAGCCCCGCUCCUGCGCACUAGUUCCGAGGGGGCGGUGGCGGAGCUCGGUGACAUGGCGACCAGCGGAGCGGAGGAGCGGGGCGGUUUGGAAGCUGCCGUGCGGGGUGGUCUGCCGCUCCCGGGUGCCGCUGAGGAGCUGGACCCCCUGCAGGCGCUGCCGGUGAGUGGGGACCUGGUCUGGGCUGGAAGGAGGGGGUUAAACACACUAUCCCCACCUCUUACAUCUUCACCGCUCAAUUCCUGUGUGGUUAAACCUCGGCUUUCAACGCUUUUCAGAUCGAUGUGCAGCUGAAUAUCAUGUCCUUCCUCUCAGCCCAAGAUGUGUGCCGUUUGGGAAGCACGAGUUGUUACUGGAGGGCAGCUGUGCAAGAUCCGUUGUUGUGGAGGUAUUUUCUCCUGAGGGAUCUCCCUUUUUGGACAUCUGUUGAUUGGAAAUCACUCCCAGAUGUGGAGAUUUUUAAUAAAGCCUUUUCAGAGGUCAGCGAUAAUGCACUGCACAAUUACAUGGCAGUGUAAGUAUUUUCAUAUUCUCUUACAUGACUUCCAGUGUCUCUGCAACAGUGAUAUUCAUCCCACAGGCGUGUUUCAUAUUUACAGCAGUAAAGCCGUGCUGUGAGAUGCUGCUUAAAUUUUAUGUGUCUCAAACUCAUUGUUCAUUUCAGAAAUACAGUUUCCUGUUGUUGGACAGUUUGGUCAGCUCUUUCUGUUUGGAAUUUAAUAAGAAUAUAAAAUGUAAAAAAAUCAAAGCUAACAUUGUAAAAAAAAGUAAAGCUUUUUGUAAAAUAUGUGUCCUGUGCAACAGAAAUGCAGUUGUCUCAGAAGCUGUGCACACUGUGUUUGUCACUCUCAGUACAAUGACAAAUGAUUUCUUAUUUUAAUAAAAGUAAUAAGUCUUCGAACUACAGAAAA